Molecule: messenger RNA, 771 nt
Organism: Pieris macdunnoughi
Lineage: Eukaryota; Metazoa; Arthropoda; Insecta; Lepidoptera; Pieridae
Source: the annotation of a GenBank genome assembly
AUGUUUUUAAAAAACAUUCUACGCUCAGAAAAGUAUAUUUGUCAUAGAAUUUUAACUCGAGCUAACUCAUGGAAUAUUGUUACAAGUGUUUGUGUUGAACGCUUACCCAUAGUAACACCACCUUUAAAUGAAAUUCAAAAGAAAUUCAAGGACCUCUUAUGGACUGUAGAAGUUGAAAACAGCUUAAAAUCAGAUCAUGAAUUAAGACAUGAAAAUGAUAAAAAACAGGCAGAGCUCCUUAAAAAUGAGUCAGUAGAAGUAGAUUUGGAUACUGUAAGUAAAAUAACUGCCCAAGAUUAUGAAGAUGCAGCAAAUGAAGAAUUGGCUAAGUUUCAAUUUGCCCCCAUUGAAACAGAUGCAGACAAAAAGGGAGAUAACACAUCUUCAGAUCGAUGUUUGCAGCGCCAUCUUGUUCUUGUCACUGAACAGAAAUUAGGCAAUGAUAUAAAGACUAUCUUACCUCAAGGUCAUUGGAAAGAGGGAGAGACUCUAAGACAAACAGCUGAACGAGUGUUACAAGAGCAAUGUGGACAAGAAUUAAAAGUUACAUUUCUAUCAAAUGCACCAUGUGGGUUUUAUAAAUACAAAUAUCCUUCUGAAUUGGAUGGCAAGGUUGGAGCUAAGGUUUUCUUCUAUUACGCAAAUUUCAAAGAUGGAACCGUUAGUAAAAACAUAAAAUCAAAAUGGUUGACGAGGAAUGAAAUGAGUGAAUUUUUGCCACAAAGAUACGAUAAAGUAUUAAAAGAAUUUUUAAUAGAAGAAACAUACUGA